Molecule: messenger RNA, 4829 nt
Organism: Austrofundulus limnaeus
Lineage: Eukaryota; Metazoa; Chordata; Actinopteri; Cyprinodontiformes; Rivulidae
Exons: 9
Coding region: 3-4574 (1523 amino acids)
Cellular component (GO): nucleus
Source: RefSeq, a predicted model, not a curated record
AUAUGCUUGUUUAUAAUUUUGAGGUUAUCAUAACUUUGAAGAGAAAAAUCGUCGGAAAUGGGCUUUUAAAAGGCUUUAAGACCUUAUACUAUAAAAUACAUAGAAAACAGUUUGUUUAUGCUGUUAAGCCCCGCCUUCAGUGGACUUGUCUGUCAAUCAAGUCUAAACUCCGCCUUCAAUUCCUACACGUCGAUCAAAUUCAGUCCCCGCCCCUUCCCUGCUUGCAAGUCUCGGGAAAAAAAGCAGCGGCGGUUGUACUGGGGAAGAGAGUAAAUAGAGGGAGAAGCCUCAAGAUGGCUGACUCGCAGGGCUGUGUUCACCUCUCCGGAACUGCCGCUGUUGCCUCCGUGAAAAGUAACCCGACUGAGGCGAAGGGAGCGCCGGACAUCCGUUCGCAGUCCACUCGAGAUUUCAGCCCGCCGCCGUCCAAGAAGCUCCGAGUYGAAGAGAAGCCGAGCGGCAAAGCCAGGAAACACAGCAGGGACGGGGGUGUGGGGAGCGAUGGCAGCGGGAAAGAGCAACUCCAGCAGAUCCCGAUGCAGCAGAGUUACGGCAGCGACCCGGGCGUGUGGACCUCGUUCAGCCCGGUGAAGACGAGCAGCGGCAGCCACCCUCCGGUGCCUACCACCGGCUGUUCCCAGACAUCGACAGGCGCACACAAAGUCCUCAAACAGAGCGACUUCUUCCUCCACAAGACGCCCUCGUCCUCGAAACCCAAGAGUAAAGAUAAACUAUUAGGAGAGAAGGGGAAGGGAGGCGGGGAGGAGAAAAGGAAACAUAAACUGUUGUUGACCUCCGGACCCGGKACUAAUAUUAAUAACGGCAACGAUAUUCGUGGUUUUAACAACAUUUCUGCAGCGAAGAAGGAAAACGGGGAGGUCAUGUUACCAGCCCACGAACACGCCACCAAGGACAAGACGAAGGAGAGGGAAAAGAAAAAGGUCAAGGAACGGGAGAAAGAAAAGGAGAAGAAGAAGCACAAAGUGAUGAACGAGCUCAAGAGGAAGAACGGAGAAGUCAAGCAGCCGAUUAAAGAGGAGAAAGACAAAGCAAAGAUCAGCGCAGAGGAGCUGCAGAUUAAAAAAGUGAAGAAGAAAAAGAAGAAGAAACACAAAGAAGGGGAGAAGCACAAGCGAGUAAAGAUGUACCACCGCUCCUGCCAAACCAUCUGUGCCGGCCUGCUUUCGUCCACCAGCUCUUCCUCCUUCUCUGAACGGACAAACAACUCCUCCCCGUCGGUUUUUAAGUCUCCGCCAGCUUUUUACCCUCCACCCAAUGGCAGAGACUCCCAUCUCAGGCCCUCGUCGCCUACCUCUGCCUCUAAAUCUGUUUGCAACUCAUCAGCUCUCCACAACUUGGUCAGCUCGAUCCCCUUCCCAACAAAACACAACUCACACUCUGCCUGUCCUGGCAUGGUGGGGCUGGAGUUCGCUCCCUACAUUUACAUAGAGACCCAGCCGAACGGAGGAGCUCUGGUGGCUCAUGCCUAUGCAUCCCAGCUGGCUUCUCUGUCUGCGGAGCAGAGGCAGAGAUUUGCCCAGGAGUUUGUCACUCUGGCCUUCAGCGAGGACGCAUCAAAGGCAGCUCAUUAUGUGAUGGCAAUUGUUCACGGAGAAGCAAAGUACCUCCCGGACUUCUUGGAUUACUUCUCCAACAAGUUCCCGUCAGCUCCGGUCAAAAUGGAAAUUCUGGGAAAGAAGGACAUAGAAACCACCACUAUGGCUAACUUCUACUCUCAGGUGAAGAGAACUUACAGUCACGGCACGUACAGAGCCGGGGCGAUGAGGCAGGUCAGCCUGGUCGGAGCCGUGGACGAGGAGGUUGGGGAUUAUUUCCCAGAAUUCCUCAGCCUGCUGGAGGAGUCCCCCUUCCUGAAGCGGACUCUUCCGUGGGGCAUUCACUCCAGUCUCAGAGACAUGAAUCCCACCGAGAGCGACGACGGGCCGAUAAUGUGGGUCAGACCAGGAGAACAGAUGAUACCUGUAGCUGAUGUACCAAAGUCUCCUUUCAAAAGGAAACGCUCCACUAAUGAGGUGAAGAACCUGCUGCAGUCUCUGCCCAGAGCCAGCGAGCCCAGGGAGGUGCUGUUCGAGGACCGGACUCGAGCUCACGCCGAUCACAUCGGGCAGGGCUUCGARCGUCAGACCACAGCAGCCGUGGGGGUUCUGAAGGCUGUCUGCUCUCUAGAAAGUCCGGAGCCUCCUCGUGUAACCAAAGAUGUCGUGUGUUUCCAUGCUGGUGAUUUCCCUUACGUAGUUCAGAGACUGCAGUUGGAUUUAUACGAACCCCCUCUGUCUCAGUGUGUACAGUGGGUGGACGAUGCCAAGCUGAACCAGUUACGGCGGGAGGGCAUCCGCUACGCCCGCAUCCGCCUGUGUCACGAUGACAUCUACUUCAUCCCCCGAAACGUGGUCCACCAGUUCAAGACGGUGUCCGCCGUCUGCAGCCUGGCGUGGCACGUACGCCUCCAGCAUUACCACCAGGAGGGGCAGGAGGAAGAGCUGAAGGAAGAGGAGAUGGAAGCAGUGGUUCUGAAGGAGGAGGAGGAGGAUGAGAUAAAAGAGGAGGAUGAGGAGGUGGCAGUAAACAGGACAUUUCCUGCUGUUAAAAAAGAAGAAAACAAGCCACCUUUGUCUGAAGCUGCUCUCUCUGUGAACUCUGUUAGUGAGGCGAGAGACACAGACGAGAUGAAGAACAACGUGAAAGAAGAACUUCAAGAUUCUCCUGCACAAGUGAAGGCUGAGCCUCCGACUUCUUUCUGCCAGAACAAGUUGUCACCUCUCACUCCUCUUGCUUCUCCUUCUCUUCAUAAAGACACAAAACCCAAAGUCUCACCUAAACAUCAUCAUCAUCAGUCAGACAGCAGGACAGUGUCUUCCUUUUCACCUUCCAAACUGUCCCGCUCUCCACCUCGCUCCAAGUCUUCCACCUCUGCAGCGUUUUCGCCUUCGACAGGGUCAGCUGUCACUUCUUCACACUCUCCUUCACCAGCUGCUCACUUGUCUUUUACRUCUCCAACCCCCGUGUCUUCUUUACUGUCAGCGUCCUCUUCGCCUCUGACAAGUCCCAGAUCUGCAGGUUCUUCCUCGAGUCAGCUGCCUGCUGGUCAGUCCGAACACACGAAGGACACUGCCCACCUAAAACCAGGAGUCCUUUCAGACACCAGGACACCAGCACGCUCUGAGACAUCACAGACCCAGACCGACACACGGACACACUCACAGGCUGAGACACAAGGCCGAACGUUGGACACAAGGACACACUCAGAAGCUGAGACACGAGGCCGAACGUUGGACACAAGGACACACUCAGAAGCUGAGACACGAGGCCGAAUGUUGGACACAAGGACACACUCAGAAGCUGAGACACGAGGCCGAACGUUGGACACAAGGACACACUCAGAAGCUGAGACACGAGGCCGAACGUUGGACACAAGGACACACUCAGAGGCUGAGACACGAGGCCGAACGUUGGACACAAGGACACACUCAGAAGCUGAGACACAAGGCCGAAAGUUGGACACAAGGACACACCUAAAAGCUGAAACACGAGGCCGAACGUUGGACACAAGGACACACUUAGAAGCUGAAACACGAGGCCGAAUGUUGGACACAAGGACACACUUAGAAGCUGAAACACGAGGCCGAAUGUUGGACACAAGGACACACUUGGACACCGAAACACGAGGCCGAGCGUUGGACACAAGGACACACUUAGAAGCUGAAACACGAGGCCGAAUGUUGGACACAAGGACACACUUGGACACCGAAACACGAGGCCGAGCGUUGGACACAAGGACACACUUAGAAGCUGAAACACGAGGCCGAACGUUGGACACAAGGACACACUCAGACCUCUGGACUCACGGUUCUAACUCUGACUCCGGGACAUGUAUGGACCUGCAGAUGUGUCCUCCGCAGGACGCCUCCAGACCAGGACUCUACAUGCAGCAAUACACACCGCAGCAUCUCCCUCCUCCUCCUCCUCACCUCCCUCAGAUGCUUCCUCCUCCCUACCCUCCCCUCAUGUCACAUUCCCACCUCCCCCACAGGACUCCAGUCCUCCCCACUAAUCCUCUCCCCGGUCCCUCCUUCCCCCCCGAGCCCCAGACUCUGAACCCUUUCCUCAGUCAGACUGUGCCGCCUCACUCGGUCCACCUGAGCCACCUGCAGCAGCCCAACAUCACCACACAGGCUCAGACCUACUACCCGCCUCCCCUGCUCCCCCACUCCUCCCAGCCCAACUCCCCCUCCCAGCCUCUGCUCCCCCACCUCUCUUACCAGCACCAGUUCGCCAAAACCUUCUUCCCCCCUCAACACCCGGGCUUCACCCCUCACCCCUUCCUCCCUCCUCAGACGUUCCUCUCGCAGCCGCCGCCCGGCUCGUACCCGUACCAAACCUCAGCGCCGGCGCAGCCUCCGCUCCCCCUGUCCCCGACUUACCCUCACCCCCCUCCGCCUCCGUCCUCCCCUCCACCUCCACCCCCUCUGCCACCGCCUCCCUUCCCUCAGCCCUCCCCGUCGAUCUUCUCCCCUCCCCCCAGGCAUGACGAGCAGCCGAAGCAGCUGUUAUAGUCGUGUUUGUACAUAGCGAUUGUAAAGGACUGUAAAUGUUCGAGGUUUUAUUUUGGUUGUAAAACGCUGUAAAAAGGAAGAAAGUUAAGCGUGUCUGUUCAGACACCAUAUAAGAGCAGAGCUGAGCUGUUAUAUUUCAGACUCCUGGACUGGACUGGCUGAAGCUCUGACUGUGCACAAAUAUAACUGUGCACCAGUUGUAGCUCCAGAAUAUUCAGGCUUAUGGUUUGAAUGAAGUCCCUGGUCUGCCAAGCA